UCAAAGUUAGUUGUGUUUGUGUGCUCCGGCUUAUUAUCAGCUAAAAUCAGUUAUGGAUAUGAUACCAAAGAAUUCUGGAGCUGAUACAGAUAUUGUACUUUAUGUACUAGAAGGAUUCAAUGGAAUUCCGUCGGCGGACCCAUUAUCUUCACAAUUAAUUUAUUUAAUCAAAAUCCAUGCUAUAAAGCGGAUACAAAUAAAAACAUCCAAAUUUUAUGUCAACGCAAACCUUCCCCGCUUGGAGUGUAAUCAUUCGGUUAUAACACACCCUGUGCUUAUUCGGAACUACAUCGAGAAUAUUAUCAGAAUAGAAUGUUGUAAGGAAGAAUCAUAUUGCAAGCAUAUGAAUGAUAAGUACCCGAAGGAACAUGGUCGCAUCAUAGCUUAUCAAAAUGUAAUCACAAAUUUCCUUGAGAAGAUUGCUUUGGUCAAUGGCUGGGGUUCGAAUGACAACAUAUUAGAAUCGACCAAGUUAUACUCUAAGGGAAUUUUCUUCCCGUUUAAAUUUGUAUUUGUUAGACAUCUUAGAAAUAUAAUGGACAAUAAGAUGUUUGACCUAUAUAAUUACCAAUGGAAGUUUGAAGUCAUUGAUAAGAUUUACGAAGAUGCAGCUGUUUACUUAAAUGAUUUUUCAAAUACUCUGGGUGAUAAACCUUUUAUGUUCGGAAAAUAUCCUACAACACUUGAUGUAUACUUAUGCAGCUACCUCGCACCUGCGUUGUUAUACAAGUAUCCUGAUAACAGAAUGGAGCAGCUCAUAUACAGUUGCGACACAAACUUAGAAGUUUAUAUAAAAAAAUUCGUUGACUUAUAUGGAGAUUUGAAUGAAGGAUUUCCGAAGAAGAUUGAGCCGAUUACCGAUAGAGCUUCCAUACCGGUUAUGAUUGCAGCUGGAUUCUUUACUGUUUCGGCUAUGAUGAUUUUCGCCAAGCUUCAUGGAAUUUUCAAGUUUUGAUAAUUCCUUUUGUUGUUCUGUUCCUAGCAUUUAUUUGUUCUUGUUCUGUGAUUUUGUUUCUUUUGUGCCACAGAGCAUUCCGUUCUAUUUUCUACUGAAAGUGUUUUGAUGAUAUUUACAUGUUUUUUAUAUGAUUAAUAAAUAGUUACUGUUCGUUA
Molecule: messenger RNA, 1113 nt
Organism: Nicrophorus vespilloides
Lineage: Eukaryota; Metazoa; Arthropoda; Insecta; Coleoptera; Silphidae
Product: metaxin-3-like
Exons: 5
Coding region: 53-955 (300 amino acids)
Biological process (GO): mitochondrion organization
Cellular component (GO): SAM complex
Source: RefSeq, a predicted model, not a curated record